AUGAGCGGCGCCCACCCACUCAACCAGAAGUGAGCAAACAUCCUGUUCAAUGUCCUGUCCUAGAGCUAUCCCACGCACUCUCUGAGCGGCAGAGGGGAUCCAUGGAACUGGUAACACGUUGAUUUAUUUGUUUACCUUUUUAAAAGAUAAGACUAGUGGCGUACCGUUAGAUACCAAACAAGGGGAGCGGUUCUGUUAUAUGGAAAGCGCUUUACAAAGCAACUUCGGUGCUAAGAAGAAAGCAAUGCCUUGCCACAACCAACACUUGAAUAAUGCUAACCCCAGCCAACCAGAGCAUGCUGCGACGGGCAGCACCAAGCAGGUUCGGUUUGCGAACAGCAGCCCCACGAUACCAGCAAGCAGUGACCCACGCGAAGAAGACAAAAGGAGCGAAACUGACAUCAUAAGUACUGUACAACAGAUCGGCCCACAGCUGAAACUGCUGCCGCUGAACGACCAAAUCCGAGAGCUUCAGACCAUCAUCAGGGAUAAGACAACAACCAGAGGAGACUUUGUAUUUUGUGCUGAUCGUUUGAUCAGGCUGGUUGUGGAAGAAGGCCUCAAUCAGUUACCGUACACAGAGUGCACAGUGACCACUCCUACAGGGCACAAGUAUGAUGGUGUUAAGUUUGAAAAGGGCAACUGUGGCGUCAGCAUCAUGCGAAGCGGAGAGGCGAUGGAACAGGGCCUGCGGGACUGCUGCAGAUCCAUCCGCAUCGGCAAGAUCCUCAUCCAGAGCGACGAGGAGACUCAGAAAGCCAAAGUGUUCUACGCCAAGUUCCCACCGGACAUCUACAGAAGGAAGGUUCUCCUCAUGUACCCCAUACUGAGCACUGGGAAUACAGUGAUUGAGGCUGUGAAAGUUCUCAUAGAGCACGGGGUUCAGCCCAAACACAUCAUACUGCUUAGUCUCUUCUCAACUCCACAUGGUGCAAAAUCAAUUGUCCAGGAAUUUCCAGACAUCACAAUCCUGACUACUGAGGUUCACCCUGUGGCCCCGACGCAUUUUGGACAGAAAUACUUUGGAACAGACUAAAAAGAAAGUCUUCAAAAACAUGCAGACGCCAUUUCAACUGCGUUUUUGAUAGUAUACGUUUUUUUUUUUUGUUUUUUUUUGGAAACGUUAUUUGAACCUCUGCUUUGGCAACAAUCUGUGGAUGUGCACUGCGCUGCCUUUAUCUGCCGUCUUUCCCUCUGGAACAAAGCCAGGUGUUUUUAAAAAGCACAUUCCAUACCGAUCUGACAGGGAGUGGUGUGCUUGCAUGGAUUGCUGAGCACUCUGUGCUACAAUUUUAUUUAUUUCUGUGGUAGUCAUUUAGAAUCUGCUGCUUGACGUUAAAGAAAAAAAAAAAAAAACAUUAAAAAUAUUUUUUAUUUAAA
This is a messenger RNA of Acipenser ruthenus (sterlet), 1380 nucleotides long. Its product is annotated as uracil phosphoribosyltransferase homolog. The transcript has 7 exons. Bases 200 to 1036 code for a protein of 278 amino acids. The record is from RefSeq and is a predicted model, not a curated record. NCBI's taxonomy places the organism in Eukaryota, Metazoa, Chordata, Actinopteri, Acipenseriformes, Acipenseridae.